This is a messenger RNA of Zonotrichia albicollis (white-throated sparrow), 234 nucleotides long. Lineage: Eukaryota; Metazoa; Chordata; Aves; Passeriformes; Passerellidae. The record is from RefSeq and is a predicted model, not a curated record.
UUCUUCUGGGUGCUGCUGCUGAUCUUCCUGACGGAGCUGCUGCUGGUCCUGGUGGGGAUCGUCUUCGAGAGCAAGAUGAACGAGGUUUUCCACUCCAGCAUCCAGGAGGGAAUCCGGCACUACUACGACGACCUGGACUUCAAAAAUAUCCUGGAUUUUGUGCAGGAAAAGGUUUGGGUGGGAAAAGGGGAAAUUUCCCAAGGAAUUCGCGAUCCCGUGCCCCAUUUCCCCUGG